Molecule: messenger RNA, 1460 nt
Organism: Williopsis jadinii
Lineage: Eukaryota; Fungi; Ascomycota; Saccharomycetes; Phaffomycetales; Wickerhamomycetaceae
Gene: ATE1
Product: arginyltransferase
Exons: 1
Coding region: 13-1164 (383 amino acids)
Biological process (GO): protein arginylation
Cellular component (GO): cytoplasm
Molecular function (GO): calcium ion binding; arginyl-tRNA--protein transferase activity
Source: RefSeq, a predicted model, not a curated record
AUAAAGACCAGGAUGUUGAUAACUCACGCUAUCUAUGCCAGGGAUCGACACUGUGGCUACUGCCAUGGCUCUAAGCACAGUUCGAUCUCAAUGGGGUUCCAGUGCGAGAAGAUGUCCGUGGACGAGUACGACAAGCUCAUCAACAUGGGAUUCAGACGGUCCGGGACCUUCAUCUACAAGAGCGACGUGCUGCGCACGUGCUGUCCCAUGUACACCAUUCGUACUUCGUACGAGCAGUUCAGAUGGACCAAGGAACAUAAACAUGACGUGAGGAAGUUCCUGAGGGCGUUGGACGUUGCCAAAAGCGAGACCAUGUCGUACGAGGAGGUGCUGGACAGCCUGGACCAAUUGACGCCAGAUCUGGCGAUCAGAUGGGAGUCCAACGAGUACUCAGACGCUAAGUACGCUCUCUUUGCGAAGUACCAGCGUGGUGUGCACGACGACGACGAGUGCUCCCCCAGUGGCUUCAAACAGUUUCUCUGCGACUCGCCGUUGUCCAACUCCUCAGUUGCCGAGCUGAGAGGCUCAUUGCACCAAUGCUACUACUACAAAGAGCAGCUCAUCGCCAUUGGUGUUCUUGACGUGCUUCCCUCGGGCUUGUCGUCCGUCUACUUCAUGUAUGACCCUGACUUCAAGUCCAUGGCACUGGGAAAGAUCUCUGCACUGCUUGAGAUGAGAGAGACAAGGACAAAGCUGGCUCUGGAAUACUACUACAUGGGAUACUACAUCCAAGACUGUGCGAAGAUGAAGUACAAGGCCAAGUUCGGCGGCGAGCUGCUGAAUCCACUGGACAACAGAUAUGUCGGCUUCCACCAGCGUGUUGGAUUCUGGUGCUUCAACGGCCAGGAUGAGGACAUCUCCUCAACAUACCUCCAGGCUGAAACCUCGCGCACAAGACAGGCCGUCAGAAUGCUUAGCAGGCUUGGAAUCAGCUACCACGAGGAGCCUUCCACACGGCUGGAGUUCCCCACCGUGGUCCCAGGCCUCGUCCCAUUGGACAGAGUCAUCCCUGUUCUUCCUUUACUGGACAUAACUGUUGCACAGCAACCAGGACACCCAAUCAAGGUGCCGUUCCUGGAGCUGAGGCCUGAGUAUCAACGAGUGACAAUUGACCUGUACAGGCUGCUUGGACCGGAGCUGUACGACUCAGCAGUGCUCGUUUAGAUAGAUAGAACAGGCCAUAGUAUGUAGGAGCGCAGUAUACGGUGUGAAGUAUGUGGUGUCUGGAUGUAGCUGAGGCGGGGGGGGGGCGUGCCCCAGAUUAACUUCCUAAUCGGGAAGGGGUUAUGAGCGCGGGCACACCCGCACACCAUGCUGUAUAUACUCACUGGCCCAGCCGGGCCCAAUUAUCAACGAAGAACACGCCAAUUGAGCCCAGUGGAGGUCUGUGGAGUCUUGUGGAGGUUUGGCUGGUGUUGCUGGCACACCGGGGGAGGCUGCUGCCCAACAAUUUGCCCCCC